UCCUAGCACGAUCCUCGAUAGGAACUACUCUAUCGACGACAAUGCUAUUAACAUUGUUAGUAAAUCUUGUAUUAUCGGUAACAUCGAGUGCGACAUCAAAAUGGUACGGGAUCCCGAGACGAAAAUUCUCAUAAGUUACAAUGUCUUAUCACCGAAACCGACGUCCCAUAAGGGGUCCAGUCUAUAGUCUUUCUUGUCAGUGAUGAUACUGUUUGAUCAGUCUUAUUCUCCUUAUCAAUCGGAAACUGGCUUGCCUUGUCAGUUGACUGUUACAGUUCAGCGCACAAAGGUCUUACAUUUGAUAUAAAUAUUAUCUGAAAAAGUAAUUAUUUCCACACAGAUAUAUUUAAUUACAAGUAACUGGGUCAACAAUUGAAGUACAAAGAAAUGAAAAUGUUACCACCAACAUACGUGGAAGGUUUUCAUGAUUUAGAGGCUGUAAAAGCAAUGGAGUAUCGGCCUCUCGGUAAAACUGGAUUAUUAGUCAGUAAACUAGCUAUGGGUGGUGCACUAUUUAGUAACAUUUAUGGCACGUUCGAUGAGGAAGAAGCUAUUGAGAUGAUACGCCAAGGAAUAAAACGGGGUAUUAAUUAUAUUGAUACCGCACCGUGGUAUGGACAAUACCAUUCUGAAACUGUAAUUGGAAAAGCUCUGAAAGGCAUACCACGUGAAGCAUAUUACAUCGCAACAAAAGUUGGAAAAUAUGAAUUAGAUUACAAAAACAUGUUUGAUUUUUCAAAAGAAAAAACCAGAAAAAGUUUCCAGAAGAGCUUAAGACUUUUAGGUUUAGAUUAUGUCGACAUUAUACAAAUUCACGAUAUUGAAUUCGCUCCAAGUUUAGAUAUAAUAAUCACCCAAACUUUACCGGAAGUAUCGACUCAAGUUGCAGAAGGUAAGGCCAAGUUCAUUGGUAUCACAGGAUAUCCACUAUCCAUUUUGAAAGAGUGCAUUGAAAAGAGUAAUAUUUCCAUAUCUUGUAUAUUAACUUACACAAGACAUACGUUGAUAGACGAUACAUUAAUGGAAUAUAUAUCAUACUUUAAGGCAAAGAAUAUUGGUGUAAUUAAUGCAGCAUUAACAUGUAUGGGACUUUUAACUAAUAAUGGUCCACCAGCUUGGCAUCUUAGCUUAGAAAAAACAAAGCAAAUAUGUUCAGAUAUGGGAAAAUACUGUAAGGAACGUGAUACAGAACUAGCUAAAUUAGCAAUAUGGUAUUCCAUGCAAUCUGAAGAUAUAUCCACACAUCUUAUUGGAAUGAAUACUUUGAAACAUUUACACAUGAAUUUUGAUAUCCUACAAAAUGGCAUUACAGAAAGAGAAAAAACUAUACUGAAAGAAAUUCAAGAGAAAUAUGUAUCCACAAUAACUGACAAGCAUUGGGAUAAUAAAGAAGUGGAAGCAUAUUGGGAAAAUAUGAAAAAGUGAGAAAAAUAUAUUUCUAACAAUGAUUUGUACACAUAUGUCACAUUGGAGUAAUACAAAAUAGUUUGUUAAUUACUAAAUUACAAAAUUAUUUUUAACUAUAACAAUAUUUUUAUAAUUUCAGUAACAUUAUAAAAUGUCAAUAAUUCUAUAGUCAUAAAGUAACUAUCUCAGAUUCUUCUUAGAAUGUAUAUAAUCAGACUUAUGAAAAUCAUGCUAUUUUUGUUAGAAUAGUACCAAAUAAAAUCUAAUGCUUA
Molecule: messenger RNA, 1679 nt
Organism: Nomia melanderi (Alkali bee)
Lineage: Eukaryota; Metazoa; Arthropoda; Insecta; Hymenoptera; Halictidae
Source: RefSeq, a predicted model, not a curated record